AUGGCUGUUAUCGAAGAAGCACACAUCUCCGAGGAGAUCCACGAGCUCAAGGCCCAAGCGAACCGCCAGUUCUCUAACAAAGACUACGACGGCGCUCUUUCCACCUACCUCGACAUUCUCGCAAAACUGCCCGCCCGUGAAGCACCUACAACAUCAACCACCGAAGCUGACGAUUCUGGAUAUCUGGACGCGGAGACUGACGAUGAGGAUGUCUUGCGCGUAGCCAGCAGCGAGAAGGAAAAGGAGAAAGAGAAGGACAAAACCAGAACAGCAAGCUCAUCGCCACCACCAAAACCAUCGCGAGAAGCCGAGACAGAGGAACAAGAGCAAAUUCGACUGUUCCGCUCCGUCAUCUAUGCCAACAUCGCAGCCACCCAUCUCCGUCUUGAUCAACAUCGCGAUGCCGUGAAAGCAUGCAAUCAAUCGCUCCUCGACCGACCCAACUACGUCAAGGCGCUAUACCGCCGGGCUCAAGCUAACGAGCAAAUCGGCGGUUGGGCUGGCUUCUCUUCCGCGCUCGAGGACAACAAGCUUCUCCUCACCCUGCCGGAUCUCCCUCCAGCUACGAGACCCGAAGUCACGGCAUCCAUACAGCGCAUCGAGCCAAGAGCACAGCAAGCCGCCGAGAAGGAGAAGGACGAGAUGAUCUCCAAACUCAAAGGCUUGGGAGAUAGCAUCUUGGGCAACUUCGGUUUGAGUACAAAGAACUUCCAGUUUGCUCAACAGCCGGGCGGUGGCUACUCGAUGAACUUUGUUCGCUAG
Messenger RNA from Kalmanozyma brasiliensis GHG001, 762 nucleotides. Its product is annotated as Tetratricopeptide-like helical. Gene Ontology annotation, molecular function: protein binding. Bases 1 to 762 code for a protein of 253 amino acids. The record is from RefSeq and is a predicted model, not a curated record. Lineage: Eukaryota; Fungi; Basidiomycota; Ustilaginomycetes; Ustilaginales. The transcript has a single exon.